Messenger RNA from Erythranthe guttata (spotted monkey flower), 2042 nucleotides. Its product is annotated as protein GRAVITROPIC IN THE LIGHT 1. Gene Ontology annotation, biological process: response to red or far red light; negative gravitropism. Lineage: Eukaryota; Viridiplantae; Streptophyta; Magnoliopsida; Lamiales; Phrymaceae. The record is from RefSeq and is a predicted model, not a curated record.
UUUGGUAAUUUAACGUUGUGGGAUAAUGUAAAAUAGUGGAAUUUUUCUUUAUCUUUUGUUCCUCCUUUCCCACGCUUUAGAUCUUUGCUUUACUCAUCACAAAAUCUCUGCCUUAAACCACUGAGUCAAAAACAGAGUCCAAAAUCUCAGCUUUCUCUUUCUUCUCUUCCAAAAUUUUCAUUUCUGCAAUUAAAUCAAGAAUUUGAUGGAAAGCAGAAUAUCCAAAACAUUUCAGAGAUUCAUCCACCCAACUAAGAAAACAUCCAAAAACGGCGGAAACUUAGAGAGAGAAAGUGCAGCAGACUCAGCCAACAAAAACAGAGCAGCCAUGGAAGCCUUUGUAUCGAAGCUUUUCGCAUCUAUUUCAUCUCUCAAAGCAGCUUACGCAGCUCUGCAAACCGCCCAACUACCUUACAACAUCGACAGCAUAAACUCCGCUGAUCAAGAAAUCGUCGAAGAGCUGAAAUCGCUGUCGGAGCUCAAACGUAAGUACUCGAAGAAACAGGUUGAUUCUUCUUCUUCUUCUUCCUCCCCACCCCACGUGACUUUAAUGCUGUCUGAAAUUCAAGAACAGCACUCUUUGAUGAAGACUUACGAAAUCACCAUGAGGAAAAUGCAGACCGAACUCGAAAUUAAAGAAUCCCGAAUUUUGCAACUUCGAGAAAAAUUGAAAGAGAUCGUUGAAAAGAAUGAGAAAAAAAUGAGCAAGAUUGGAUCUUUUUCGGUUCUUGAUAGUGUGAAAUUUUCAGAGAUGAAUGUAAAUGAUUUUACAGUUGUUUUGAACUAUGUUCUGAGAUCUGUUCGUAGUUUUGUGAAGUUCUUGAUUCGUGAAAUGGAGUGUGGUGAUUGGGAUAUUGAAGCUGCAGUGAGUGCAAUACAGCCUGGGAUUGUGUUCAGGAACAGGGAUCAUAGGGUUUUUGUGUUGGAAUCGUUUGUUUGCGGAGAAAUUUUGUCUGGGUUUGAUAAACCUAAUUUUUGCGACGGAAAGUUUGGUCACUGUUUGCCUGGGGAGAGAAAUCAGCGACGGAAUUUCUUCUUUGAGGAGUUUAAGAAGAUGGGUUCGGUGAAUGGGGUUCGUUUUCUGAAGAGAGUGAGGAAUUCUUUAUUUGGGGAGUUUUUGAAGUUGAAGUAUUUGAAUUUGGUGCACCCGAAAAUGGAGGUUUCGUUUUUCGGGGAUUUGAGGUAUAGAAAAAUGGUGGAUUCCGGCGAAUGGCCGGAGAGUGAGUUCUUUAAGAUGUUUGCUGAAAUGGGGAGGAGGGUUUGGGUACUGCAUUGCUUGGCGUUUUCUUUUGAUCGGGAAGUUGGAAUAUUCCGGGUGGAGCGGGAUUCCAGAUUCUCCGAGGUGUACAUGGAAAGUGUGGCGGAGGAGGAGGCGGCUGCGGCGGCGGCGGAGGAUUUGAGGGUGGCGUUUACGGUGGUGCCGGGGUUUAAGUUCAGCCACACGGUUGUGCAGAGCCGGGUUUAUUUAUUUCCGGCGAAAAGUUAGAGAUGAACCCGUUUUGAAAGGUGAAACCAUAACUCAACGGUGAAAGGGCGGCGCGUGAAGAGCAGACGCGAAGACGAGUCAAAUCGAAGAGCAGGCGGGCAUUAAAGAGGCGAGUGGGGCCCACGCGGAAAUAAUGUCACGAACCCUUCCUUUGUCUUCAAUAAUCAGCUUCGUUUAUGAGAAAGAAAACCUGUAACAAUGGAGUUCAGUGAGAAAGUGGUGGCGGCGGAUAAUGCUCUAGGGUUGGUGAGAAAAGAGAAUAUUAGCUACACUAAGUUUAACCUAAAGAUUACCAGUAAUUGCCUCCCAUUGUCAGCUGCUCCUUUGUCUUCUUAUACUGCCAUCACGUGAUAGAGGAGCUGGAGUGAAGGUGGAGCCUCCCAUGCAGCUGAGGUGUGCCCACGUCUGCCUCUUCCCUUCUCAAAACGACAGCGUUUCGUCUUAUUCUUUAAUAAUAAUAAAAGCGUAUAAAUAAUAAAAGCGCGUUCACGCUUUCUCAAGUUGAACGACACCGUUUUAUUAACGGAUUUAAAAAUCCGUUUAUUCAGUUAUUACA